AUGACCUCUCUCUCGGGUAUUGAGACAACUUUUGGACUUGAUCUACUGAAUUCAAUCGAAUUCCAAGAGCCAUUUGUUUUUUCACCAGUGUCACUGCUAUUUGCAUUAGCUCUUUUGGGCAGGGAUGGGUUUAAUUCAACCGUAUUAAAUACCUAUACCAAGUAUGGGUUCCGGGAUCCUGAUGUGUACAAUUAUUUGAAAAAGAACUUGAGUGAAAUCGUCGUCCGUGGUGAUAGCGGUGUGAAUGAUGUCAGACGGAAUACGACUAAUCAGUCUCGAAUCUUGUUCAACGGUGUCUGGGAGUCAGAAAUGCCUUUAAAACGCGCUGGAGUGUUCUAUCCAACUACAACAACCUCAAAACAAAUUGUCUAUUUAAAAAAUGAGAGACACGUUUUGCUCAAUGUGGACGACCAAUUCAAGAUGAUAUCUAUACCAUACGACGAUUGGAAUCUUCAGUUUUUUGUUCUUCUCCCAGCAAAAUCUUUUAAUUUGAAGAAAGCUUUGAAGAAACUGACCAAAGCCCGAUUUGAAAAACUUCACCAAGACGCAACUAUUGAAUUAGUGCACAUCAUGAUCCCAAAGUUUGACAUACUCCAACUUCUUAUCAAUUCGAAAAACAUGGGAUUGCAACCUCCUAUCAAAACAAGUUUGAAGUAUAAGCACUCUCCUCGUGUUGCCGGAAUGUUGUAUCGCCCUGAGAAUCGAGAGCCCUACUUUUUCAAAGCCGAUAAUCCCUUCGCGUUUGGUGUUUUGAGAAACGGGCGGCCUGUUUAUCUGGGGAUUUAUUCAUGA
Caenorhabditis remanei is the source of this 792-nucleotide messenger RNA. RefSeq lists its product as uncharacterized. The record is from RefSeq and is a predicted model, not a curated record. The coding region runs from base 1 to 792 and encodes 263 amino acids. Lineage: Eukaryota; Metazoa; Nematoda; Chromadorea; Rhabditida; Rhabditidae. The transcript has 5 exons.